AAUCCAUGAAGAAAUGGGCCAAACAAUCAUCUCAGCCCGCGCCAGUGAUACGAUUUCAGUAAUUAAAUCAAUAUUUGCGCGUGUCAUACAGCCCGGAUUAAUUUGCUAAGCAGCAAGUUCAGGUCGUCCCCGCUUGUGGCCGCUCCUUCCUGCUGACAAAUUAAGAGUCGCGCCUUCCCACUCAUUGCCAAAUCGUGGUUCCCCACAGCCAAUCAGGUGACUUGCGACGUCGAACGACAAAUUCGAGAAUCCCAAGAACACAACUUCAUAACUUCACAGCCCAUAUCAUUGUCUCAUGGUAAUCUCGGGCGCCUAAUAUUACCCGUGCUAAAGAAUGGCAACGAGGUUGGAGGCCACUGCCGUGGCACCCGCGACUGCUGUUGCGGCCGCAAUCAAUGACGGCAAGACGCAUCUUCUCCUGGCAGCAAGUGGCUCCGUAGCAACAGUGAAGCUGCCAUCCAUAAUCAAUGCGCUAAAAGACUAUCCAAACCUAUCAAUCCGCAUCAUCCUCACCAAAGCCGCCGCCCACUUCCUCGGCGGCCAGUCCUCUGAGCAGCCCACAAUAGCCGCGCUAGCUGCGCUCCCAAAUGUCGAUGCCGUUCACCAAGAUGAGGAUGAAUGGGUGGCACCUUGGACGAGAGGUGCCGAAAUACUACAUAUCGAGUUACGGCGCUGGGCACACCUCCUCGUCAUCGCCCCAAUGUCGGCGAAUCUACUUGCCAAGAUCACGGGGGGGCUUUGUGACGACCUCCUGACGAAUACCAUCCGUGCCUGGGAUGUGGCAUCAUCGGAUCAAAAAGCAGCUUCUAUCCUUGUUGCGCCGGCAAUGAACGAUAGAAUGUUUACUCAUCCCUUGACAGCGACACAGCUUUCAAUCUUGGAAGGCUGGCCGUGGUUUGAGAUUCUACCGGCGCAGGUGAAGCUGCUCGCCUGUGGCGAUCUGGGACAGGGUGGCAUGUGUGAUUGGAACGAAAUUGUUCGUGUGAUUGAGACACGACUGGCGGCGACUGACAUAAGUCAAGCAAAAGGGGAAACAUGAUCAAAUGAGAAGGUCAAGGUGCUUUCCAAUAUUCAUUCAUAACGGCGUUACGUAGAUAUUUGUACUAUACGCUCUAAAUUGUCGUGAAUAAAUUGCACAUCUGGUUGUCCAACGUCGUUGUGCGAGGAACAGACCAGUCCUUGAUACCGAC
Messenger RNA from Pseudogymnoascus verrucosus, 1190 nucleotides. RefSeq lists its product as uncharacterized. The record is from RefSeq and is a predicted model, not a curated record. Gene Ontology annotation, cellular component: phosphopantothenoylcysteine decarboxylase complex. Gene Ontology annotation, molecular function: FMN binding; phosphopantothenoylcysteine decarboxylase activity. Gene Ontology annotation, biological process: coenzyme A biosynthetic process. NCBI's taxonomy places the organism in Eukaryota, Fungi, Ascomycota, Leotiomycetes, Thelebolales, Thelebolaceae. The transcript has a single exon. The coding region runs from base 335 to 1039 and encodes 234 amino acids.